Molecule: messenger RNA, 1935 nt
Organism: Chlorocebus sabaeus (green monkey)
Lineage: Eukaryota; Metazoa; Chordata; Mammalia; Primates; Cercopithecidae
Source: RefSeq, a predicted model, not a curated record
AUGGCAUGGAUGUAUGUCAAUUUCUUGCCUGACUCUCAGCAACCACAGCAGAGCUCUAAGAAAGGAAAGCUUUCAGAACAAUUAAAACAUUGCAGUGUCAUUUUGAAGGAGCUACUCUCUAAGAAGCAUGCUGCCUAUGCUUGGCCUUUCUAUAAAACAGUGGAUGCUUCUGCACUUGGCCUGCAUGACUACCAUGACACCAUUAAGCACCCCAUGGACCUCAGCACUGUCAAGCGGAAGAUGGAGAACCAUGAUUUCUGGGAUGCACAGGAGUUUGCUGCUGAUGUGCAGCUUAUGUUCUCCAGCUGCUAUCAGUAUAGUCCCCCAGAUCACGAGAUUGCGGCAAUGGCAGGACAGCUACAGGAUGGUUUUGAGUUCUGUUAUACCAAGAUGCCAGAUGAACCACUAGAACCAGGGCAUUUACCAGUCUCUACUGCCAUGCCCCCUGGCUUGGCCAAAUCAUUUUCAGAGUCCUCCAGUGAGGAAAGCAGCAGUGAGAGUUCCUCUGAGGAAGAGGAGGAGAAAGAUGAGGAAGAAGAAGAGAGUGAAAGCUCAGACUCAGAGGAAGAAAGGGUUCAACGCUUAGCAGAACUACAGGAAAAGCUUCAGGCAGUACAUGAACAACAGGCUGCUCUGUCCUAGGGUCCAACAUCCAAGCCCAAAAGGAAAAGACAGAAAAAAGAGAAAAAGAAGAAACGGAAGGCGGAGAAGCAUCAAGGCCAAGCUGGGGCCGAUGAAGAUGACAAGGGGCCUUGGGGACCCCACCCACCUCAGCCCAAGAAGUCCAAGAAAGCAUGUGGCAGUGGGGAUGGCAGCGCUGCUUUAGACCCUUCUGGCUUCGGACCUUCUGGAGGAAGUGGCACCAAGCUCCCCAAAAAGGCCACAAAGAGAGCCCCACCUGCCCUGCCUACAGGUUAUGAUUCAGAGGAGGAGGAAGAGAGCAGGCCCAUGAGUCACGAUGAGAAGCGGCAGCUGAGCCUGUACAUCAACAAAUUACCUGGGGAGAAGCUGGGCCGAGUUGUGCAUAUAAUCCAAGCCAGGGAGCCCUCUUUACGUGAUUCAAACCCAGAAGAGACUGAGAUUCAUUUUGAAACACUCAAGCCAUCCACACUUAGACAGCUUGAGCGCUAUGUCCUCUCCUGCCUGCGUAAGCAGCCCCGGAAGCCCUACACCAUUAAGAAGCCUGUGGGAAAGGCAAAGGAGGAACUGACUUUGGAGAAAAAGCAGGAAUUAGAAAAGCGGUUACAAGAUGUCAGCGGACAGCUCAAUUCUACUAAAAAGCCCCCCAAGAAAGCGAGUGAGAAAACACGGUCAUCCUCUGCACAGCAAGUAGCAGCGUCACGCCUUAGCGCUUCCAGCUCCAGCUCAGAUUCCAACUCCUCCUCUUCAUCAGCCUCUUCUUCAGACACCAGUGAUUCAGACUCAGGCUAAGGGGUCAGGCCAGAUGGGGCAGGAAGGCUCCGCAGGACCGAACCCCUAGACCACCCUGCCCCACCUGCCCCUUCCCCCUUUGCUGUGACAUUUCUUCAUCUCAUCCCCCUGGCCCCCUCUAGGAGAGCUGGCUCUGCAGUGGGGGAGGUAUGCAGGAUCAUUUACUGAAGGAGGGACAUGGACAAAGUAACACUGAAUUCCCAGCCCCAUUGGGGAGUGACCUCUUGGACACAGAGCCCCCAUGCAGAUGGGGCAGGGCAAGGGGGUAUAGGGUGGGAGUGUGCAAAGUCCUGAUCUGGAGUUACCUGAGGCCAUAGCUGCCCUAUUCACUUAGUCUAAGGGCUCUGUUUUGAGGUUGUUUGCUCUAAUUUAUUUUAAGCUAGGUAAGGAUGGGGGGAGGGUGGGCCGUGGUCCCCUCAGGCUCCAUGGGGAGGGAAGAAGGGGGAGCUUUUUUUUUACCUUGACUUUUUUUUUUUUUUUCCUACUCUGUUUUCCCUUUUUCCU